UCCAUAUAAAAUCCCAAAACAAUUCACAUCUCUCUCUCUUACCAAUUUCCCACAAACAAAAUGUGCCCAUCUUAUCACGUUCCCACAAUAAACAAAUAACAUCUCUCAUAUAAAAGGUGUCCACUUAACAAGUACCCACAAACAAUUAACAUCUCUCUCUCUCUCUCUCUCUAUCUAAGCCUCGAGAGAAACAAACCUUCAUGACGAAAAGUAGUAGUUCGCCUACAAAGGAGCAUGAACAAGAAGGCAGUGAUACCGACAAUGGCUACCCAGAGACUAUUUCGGGCUUUUUGGCCAGUGGUUGUGGUUGUUUUAGGCUGUUCUGCUUUGAACGGCAGCGAAGCAACGAUGGAGAAGCUAGGCGUUUGUUGGAACAGGAAGGAGAGCACAAGGAAACAUGGUUGGUGAACAACCUUAAAAGAUUGAAGGAGGCCUCAGAGCUAUUAGCAGGCCCUAAGUGGAAGAAGUUUGUCAGAAGGCUCAGCAAGUACUUCAACAAGAAGAAAAGGAGGACACAGUUUCAAUAUGAUCCGCAGAGCUAUGAUCUCAACUUUGACCACGGCCUUGAUGGGGAAGGUGAUGGCUUGUUGCUUGGUUUCUCAUCGAGGUUUGCCAGUCAUUUUUCCAGUAAUGAACUGCAAGCUUGUUUGUGAUGAUUGUGGUAUAUGCUCUUCAACUGAUGUGAUUACAAUCAUAGAGAGAACACUUAUAUAUAUUGGAUUAUAAAUGGUAAAAACUUCAUAUAAUUCCAUAUUUGUUUUUCUUGAAAAGAAUGUCUAAUGCAAUUUUGCCAAAUUAAACCUGUACGACUAUUUAAUCCUAUUGCCAUUCAGUACUCCCAUUCUAACCCAUAUGCAGCUACAGAAAAAAGGAUCAAUGGGGAGUUGACCAAGAUGGAUCAGAUCAACUCAACCUAUCCCGUGAAAUAUUCUCACUAGUCUCCACCAUAUGUUGGUGUUCUACAACUAUUGAAUAAAAGACAAAGAUACAUGCUGGUCCUUGAGGGAAAAUUAAGCCACCCUCUUGGAUGGUCGGAGGGCCAAAGUCCCUCCCUUCAACCUUUCCUCAUAAAGAAGAUAAAAUUUAAGAAGCCAACUUCUCCGCCACCAAAGACCAGUCCAUUAUCUCUAAAAGCCACAGAGGUGUACUUGUUCGACCUAAUCCAACUUUCUCUAAUGAUAAGAUAUAUACACCAAGUCAUAAAUCGAAUAGGUUGAACAUCCUUCCCUAUUUUCAAUUUUUUUACCCCUAUGAAUCAAACGAUAGUUAUGGUCAUCAGAUUAAAAAACAAUGAAAAGUCAGCU
Camellia sinensis is the source of this 1304-nucleotide messenger RNA. RefSeq lists its product as uncharacterized. Lineage: Eukaryota; Viridiplantae; Streptophyta; Magnoliopsida; Ericales; Theaceae. The record is from RefSeq and is a predicted model, not a curated record.